Messenger RNA from Cucurbita maxima (winter squash), 1179 nucleotides. Its product is annotated as pyridoxal 5'-phosphate synthase-like subunit PDX1.2. Gene Ontology annotation, molecular function: amine-lyase activity. Gene Ontology annotation, biological process: amino acid metabolic process; pyridoxal 5'-phosphate biosynthetic process; pyridoxine biosynthetic process. NCBI's taxonomy places the organism in Eukaryota, Viridiplantae, Streptophyta, Magnoliopsida, Cucurbitales, Cucurbitaceae. The record is from RefSeq and is a predicted model, not a curated record. The transcript has a single exon. Bases 151 to 1008 code for a protein of 285 amino acids.
UCUCAGUCACUACCAACUGACUAACAAAUAGAAACUAUGCGGAAUCCAAUCAAACGCUCUCACCAUCUUCUUCAUUCGUCCUCUUGAUUCAUUCUUUCUGUUUGUGUCUUUCUUUGAAUUAAAUUCUUGCAUUUUCUUGAAUUCUUGGAAAUGGCGGAGGAAAAUGCAAUCUCGCCCUAUGCCGGCCGCGGCAGCGAAGUGGAUCAGUGUUUCUUCAAGGGUGAAUUAAGUCGAGUUCUUCGCGGAGUCAUUGUACAAGUUAGCAAUGUCGAGCAAGCAAAAAUUGCAGAGGAAGCCGGCGCGUGUUGUGUUUUGCUCUCCGAGCCGAUUCACAUAGGCAUUAUGCGAAUGCCUGAUCCAUUACUAUUCAUUGAAAUUAAGCGUGUUGUUUCGAUUCCGGUAAUCGUAAAGGUCCGCGUAGGGCACUUCGUCGAAGCGCAGAUUCUUGAUAAUGUUGGUGUGAAGCAUUUCGAUGAGAGCGAUGAAACUUCCGCUGUAGAUCAGGAGCAUUUCAUCAACAAGCACAGGUUUAAGGAGUCGUACUUCGUCUGUGGAUGUCGAAGCCUGGGCGAGGCGUUGCGGAGAGUGAAGGAAGGCGCGAAAAUGAUCAAAACUCAAGGAGAUAUGGCGGCGUAUUCUUCAGGUAACAACAUCACGGAGACGUUGCGUAAUGUGAGAUCUGUGAUGGCUGAUAUUAGGUUUUUACACAGCAUGAAUGAAGAUGAGGUUUUCGCUUUCUCGCAAAAGAUCUCCGCGCCUUAUGAUAUUGUCAAGAAAACUAAGGAAAUUGGCAGGUUACCGGCGAUCAAUUAUGCGGCCGGAGGAAUUGCGACUCCGGCCGAUGCGGCUUUGAUGAUGCAGUUAGGUUGUGACGGAAUCUUUGUGGGAUUAGAGAUAUUCCAGUUCUCUAAACCUUGCGACCGACUGAGAGGAAUCGUUCAGGCAGUGAAGGGCUACAACGAUCCAAGCGUUCUGGCGCAGGCUAGUUUUGGUGUUGGGGCAAUAUGAGAAUCAGAUGGAACAGAGUAAUCGUUCAAAACAGAGUAAAAUCGUCGUUUUCUUCUGCACAUUGAUAGAUUCCUCUUCUUACAGUACGGAUAGAUUCAAACCAGAGAUCCAAUAGCUUUCUGAAUCUCUUCUUCCCCAAUUGUUGAGAAUACAUAGCUACGAAUUAGAACA